AUGGUAUCAUUAAGAUUAGAUAAUAAUAGAUAUAUAGCAUUUAAUCAAGAUUAUGGAUGCUUAUGUAUGGCCAAUGAAAAGGGCUUUAAAAUUUACAAUACAAACCCUUUUACGCAAACAUAUAGUAGAGACCUAACGGAUAGAAACAAGAAUGGGUUGUACUUAGCAGAAAUGCUAUACCGAUGUAACAUCCUGGCCAUAAUAGGGAACAAAAAUGAUAAAAAAGGAAAAUGGGCAAAAAAUGUUUUAAUAAUUUGGGAUGAUAGACAAAUGAGAGAAAUAGCAAAAUUAACAUUUUCUUCAAAUAUCAUUGGAGUAAAACUGUUAAGAGAAAUAAUUGUUGUCAUACUAGAAUAUAAAUUAUGCAUAUACAGGUUGAAGGAUAUUAUAUUAUUAGAAACUUUGAAUACAUCAAAAAAUGCAUCUGGUUUAUGCUGUCUAUCCAAUAUUGAUAAAAAUAUUAUUAUAGCAUAUUUAUCACCUAUAAAAGGUAGAGUCAAUAUACAUAUCUUUGAAAUAAAUUCAAGUGAAAAUAUUCAUGAAGAAUUACCAUAUAUAAAUUUUAAGACAAAUUUAAGUAUAUAUGCCCAUGAUAAUUCAGUAGCUUGUAUUAAUUUAAGUAAUGAUGGAAAAUUAUUAGUUACUUCAUCUACAAAAGGAACUAUUAUUCGAUUAUUUAAUACUUUUGAUGGUACCUUGUUAAAUGAAUUUAGAAGAGGUACGAAAAAUGCUAAAAUAUUAUCAUUAAAUAUUAGUGAAGAUAAUAAUUGGCUAUGUUUAACAUCCAGUACAAACACAGUACAUGUAUUUUCUAUAUAUAAAAAAAAAAGAGCAGUGCGAAAAGUUGAUAUAAUAUGUAAAGGGAAAAAUUUAUCUUCUCCUGCUUUAUUAAAUUAUGAAAAAGAAUCCAAAAAUAAAAAAUCAAGUUUAAAAUGUUUAUUACCAUGUCAUCCUUAUUUAAAUAGUGAAUGGAGUUUUGCUACCUACAAAAUACCAGGAAAAAAAAUUUCCUCAAUAUGUGCCUUUGUCAACGAUCAAAAUUGCAUUAUUGUUAUAUGUUCGAAUGGAAUCAUAUAUAAGUUACGUUUUAACGAACAUGUUGGAGGAGACAUGUUUAAAAUUUCCUCCCACAGUUUUGAUUAA
Plasmodium gonderi is the source of this 1143-nucleotide messenger RNA. RefSeq names its product autophagy-related protein 18. Gene Ontology annotation, biological process: nucleophagy; protein localization to phagophore assembly site; protein lipidation. The transcript has 2 exons. Bases 1 to 1143 code for a protein of 380 amino acids. Gene Ontology annotation, molecular function: phosphatidylinositol-3-phosphate binding; phosphatidylinositol-3,5-bisphosphate binding; protein binding. Gene Ontology annotation, cellular component: phagophore assembly site membrane; extrinsic component of membrane; cytosol. NCBI's taxonomy places the organism in Eukaryota, Apicomplexa, Aconoidasida, Haemosporida, Plasmodiidae. The record is from RefSeq and is a predicted model, not a curated record.